This is a messenger RNA of Nylanderia fulva, 708 nucleotides long. Its product is annotated as succinate dehydrogenase cytochrome b560 subunit, mitochondrial. The record is from RefSeq and is a predicted model, not a curated record. Gene Ontology annotation, molecular function: electron transfer activity. NCBI's taxonomy places the organism in Eukaryota, Metazoa, Arthropoda, Insecta, Hymenoptera, Formicidae. Gene Ontology annotation, biological process: tricarboxylic acid cycle; mitochondrial electron transport, succinate to ubiquinone. Gene Ontology annotation, cellular component: respiratory chain complex II (succinate dehydrogenase); membrane.
UAAUCUAAUUGUGACACAUGACACUUGUUUAUCAUCAGUAGAAAGCGCAGUAUAUUCACAAAAAUGGCACUGCUGUAUACGAGGCUUCUUUGCCGGCGUAAUGUCGAUUUUCGACAUUUUCGGAGUCUGUACACAUGCAGUCCUCUUACUGCUGCAGUUUCAAAGCCUUCACAUGCAUCAAGCACUUGUGAAUCUCAUGAUGAGAAGAAUAUGCGUCUAAAAAGACCAUUGUCGCCACACUUGACUAUCUAUGAAUAUCAAUUAACAGCAGUGCUCUCAAUAACACACAGAACUACUGGGAUUAUGCUAGCCAGUUACGCAAUGUUCCUUGGUUUAGGCACAUUAUUUAUACCUGGUGGUAUUCCUUGCUUUAUAGAAACAGUGGAUAAUUUAUGUUUAUCUUUACCUGUACUGUUUGCUGGCAAAACCUUACUUGCUUUACCUGCUACUUACCAUACAUUUAAUGGAAUACGUCAUUUGGCCUGGGAUUUCGGAUUAUUCCUAACAAUUAAAGAAGUGUAUAGCACUGGAUAUAUAGUAUCUGCAUUAGCUGUUAUUUCUGCACUUGCACUUGCAGCAAUGUAAGUGUUUAUUAUAUGAAAAAAAAUUUUUCUUCAAAAUUAACUGUAUUGUCAGAUUACAUGAAAUCUGUAUUGUAUUAUUGAGUUAUAUAAUAUUACAGAAUAAAAUAAAUUAUUGUGAAACUAU